CCCACAGUAGUGUACAUAACAACUGGACUUAAUUAACAAACAAUUUAAAUGUGUACUGCAGCUGGUCCAAUAUUCAGCGCCAUAUUGAGACAAAAUGUGCACCUGCGUAACGUGUACGCGGUCAGGUCGAUAUCAGAACCGAGAUCCCAAUCACAAUGCCGCGGCCUGAGCACGGAUUCUGGAGCAGCCGUUACAAGGGCUUCUCCUGGAGCGACAGGAGCUCCAAACAGUGUAGCCACAGCUCUAGCUCAAUUUUCGAAUCCCAAAACAGUGAGUGAUUUCCAAGAGCUCUACAAAUCCACAAAAAAGAAGUUUCAAUCCAAAAAGCUACCCGUGGACGUGCAUCCAGAUGCUGUGUUCGCCUGCAACGAGCUCGAUCUCAGCGAGGUGCAGGUGUAUGGCUUCGACUAUGACUACACCCUGGCCUGCUACAAGCCCAUUUUGGAGGACCUCCUAUACAAUUUGGCGCGAGAAAUGCUGGUGAAGCGUUUCAGAUACCCCGAAGAUAUUCUGGAUCUGGAAUACGAGCCGAACUUCGCUGUGCGUGGCCUGCACUAUGAUGUGGAGAAGGGAUUGUUGGUCAAGUUGGACUCAUUCCUGCAGCUGCAGCUAGGCUCCGUCUACCGAGGGCGAACAAAGCUCGGGGCCGACGAGGUGCUCAAGCUAUAUCACAACCGGCUGCUGCCCAUUGCCUAUGUUGAAGGACCGAAUAACAGCUACCGGCACAAUACCAACUCGAAAAUGGUUCAGUUGGCGGAUCUGUUUUCUGUACCAGAAAUGUGCCUCCUGUGCAAUAUAAUCGAAUAUUUCGAACGGAAUCGCAUCGACUACAACCCGGAGAUCGUUUUCCAUGACACAAGAACGGCCAUGGGCUCCUGCCAUCCCAUCAUGCACGGCAAAGUGAUGGUAAACACCGCCAAGUAUAUUGAACGCAAUCCCAAGCUGGUCAAGUUCUUUGAGAAACUUCAGAAUGCGGGAAAGAAUCUCUUUUUGGUCACCAACAGUCCGUUCUCCUUUGUGAACUGCGGCAUGACGUUUCUGGUGGGCGCUAAUUGGAGAGAUUUCUUUGAUGUGGUUAUCGUACAGGCGCGCAAGCCAAAGUUCUUCACCGAUGAAUCUCGGCCCAUUCGGCUCUUUGAUGAGAAGACGAGAUCCCACCUCUGGGAUCGAGUCUCUAAGUUGGAGAAGGGAAAAAUAUACUACGAGGGAUCCGUGCGACAGCUGCAGGAAUUAAAGGGCUGGCGCGGUCAUUCGGUGCUUUAUUUUGGCGAUCAUCCAUACAGUGACCUGGCUGAUGUCACGCUGAAGCACAGCUGGCGGACAGGGGCAAUCAUCAGUGAGCUAGCGCAUGAAAUUAAGACCCUUAACCGAGAGGACUUUAAGAUGAGCGCCAACUGGCUGCAGAUGCUGACGCAGCUCAUCGAGGACACACAGGACGACGAGAGUGAGCCAGCCCAGGCUUGCCUGCGCGAAUGGAUGGAGGAGCGGGAUCAGUUGCGUAACAAGACGAAGAAUGUUUUCAACGAGCAGUUCGGGAGUGUUUUCCGCACGUAUCACAACCCAACUUACUUCUCGAGGCGGCUUUUCCGCUUUGCGGACAUCUACACCAGUGACAUAACCAACUUGCUCAAGUUCUCGACCACACAUACGUUUUAUCCGCGGCGUGGAGUGAUGCCGCACGAAUAUGCCUCGCACUUUAUUUAGACAGAGGCCCAGGUAGGCAGGAAGUUUAGUUUAUGUAGUCGUAGGACAAAAAGUGCCAGUGCCCAAGAAUGCUUGUAGCUCGAAACUAGUGGAAUUUAUAUUGUGUAUAGCGUUAUUUACAUUGUUGCUCAAUAAAAUCGUUGUAAUAGUUCUCGAA
Messenger RNA from Drosophila persimilis, 1861 nucleotides. It is a transcript of the gene Nt5c, whose product is annotated as 5'-nucleotidase domain-containing protein 3. The transcript is spliced from 6 exons. Bases 49 to 1704 code for a protein of 551 amino acids. NCBI's taxonomy places the organism in Eukaryota, Metazoa, Arthropoda, Insecta, Diptera, Drosophilidae. The record is from RefSeq and is a predicted model, not a curated record. Gene Ontology annotation, molecular function: 5'-nucleotidase activity.